Molecule: messenger RNA, 2292 nt
Organism: Andrographis paniculata
Lineage: Eukaryota; Viridiplantae; Streptophyta; Magnoliopsida; Lamiales; Acanthaceae
Product: phospholipid--sterol O-acyltransferase-like
Exons: 14
Coding region: 265-2253 (662 amino acids)
Biological process (GO): lipid metabolic process
Cellular component (GO): cytoplasm
Source: RefSeq, a predicted model, not a curated record
GUUUUUUAUAUUAAGUAUAAUCCUAGGGACGAAAUAGAAAAUAGAACUUUUCUCCAAGCCCCAAGAGAAGAGAUCCGCUCCUUUCACUGACCAAUCUGGACCGGUCCGAAAAACCCGGUCCGAUAGUGCCGCGUCAUAUGCUCUUUUUACUUUGUAAACGAGCGGCAAAGUGGUAAUUUAACAGUCGCCACUGCCGCUAACUGCAACGACGAUUCCCUUAACAGACUCCGCCACAGCAGUUUCGAACGCAGCAUCGUCCGACCAAUGAGAGAACGCCACGUUAACCUCAUCGUCGCUGCACUUUUCCUCAUCGUGACGCCGGCGGCGCGUGGAGACGGAGGCGACGCCGCUGCCGGCGAGUUCUCCGAAGUGCACGAUAAGCUGUCCGGAAUAAUCAUCCCUGGCUUCGCAUCAACGCAGCUCCGAGCAUGGUCGAUUCUAGACUGUCCUUACACGCCUCUUGAUUUCAAUCCUCUCGAUCUAGUCUGGCUCGACACCACUAAACUUCUGUCUGCUGUUAAUUGCUGGCUAAAGUGUAUGAUGCUAGAGCCUUAUAACCAAACAGAUCAUCCUGAAUGCAAGUCGCGACCUGAUAGUGGUCUCUCUGCCAUUACUGAACUUGAUCCAGGCUAUAUAACAGGUCCCUUAUCUUCAGUAUGGAAAGAUUGGGUCAGAUGGUGUAUUGAAUUCGGCAUUAAGGCCAAUUCCAUAAUCGCAGCUCCGUACGACUGGAGAUUGCCACCUGCCAAACUUGAGGAGCGGGAUCUUUACUUCCAUAAACUAAAGCUAACUUUCGAAACUGUUCUUAAGCUUCGUGGUGGGCCGUCAAUAGUUUUUGCUCACUCCUUGGGAAACAAUGUAUUCAGAUACUUCUUAGAGUGGUUGAAGUUAGAAAUUGCCCCUAAACUGUAUAACAAAUGGCUGGAGGAACACAUCCAUGCGUACUUUGCUGUCGGAGCUCCACUUCUUGGAGCAGCUGAGUCCAUUAAAGCAUCAUUAUCUGGAUCUUCUUUUGGUCUCCCGGUAACUGAGGGAACAGCACGAUUGAUGUUCAACUCCUUUGGUUCUUCAAUGUGGAUGAUGCCAGUUUCAAAAAAUUGUCGAACGGAGGACAUGUACUCAAAGCAUUUCUCUACUAGUAACAGAAAGAAUCACUUUUCUUACCAUUGUGACGAGCAAGAAUUUACAGCAAACUAUUCCGGAUGGCCUACUAAUAUAAUCAAUAUUGAGAUCCCUACAAUGCAAGGUACAAAAACACUAAAAAAUUUCAAGGUUUUGUUUAUGAUAAUGAUGCUUUCAAAUGUAUGCUGGAGGGCAGGAGAUGACCUUUAUAAUUCUUUAAUGGGAGCAACAAAACUCCAAAUGCCGGAAUCAGACUAUAGUUUUCCAUCUCUGUUAUCAUUUUCUGCCCGCGAAGUUUCGGAUGGAACCUUUUUCAGAACUAUAGCUAAGUAUGAUCCUGAUGGCCCAAGACAAUUAUACCAAUUGGAAAACUCAUACCACAAUGAUCCUGUUCUGAAUCCUUUAACACCAUGGGAUAGACCACCUCUGAAAAGCAUCUUCUGCAUAUAUGGAAUAGAUUUAAGAACUGAGGUUGGCUACUACUUUGCGCCGAGCGGAAAGCCUUAUCCCGAUAACUGGAUGAUUACUGACGUAAUAUAUGAGUUAGAAGGAUCUCUAUACUCAAGGUCAGGUAAUGUGAUUGAAAGAAACCGCGGAGCUUCAAGUGGGGACGAGACGGUGCCAUACAAUUCCCUCUCUUGGUGCAAGACCUGGUUAGGCUCAAAAGUGAACAUUACAAGGGCUCCUCAGGUGGAGCAUGAAGGUUUGGAUGUUCAAGUGCAUUUAGACGUCGAACACGAGCCCAGGUUAGAUGUAGUUCCCAACAUGACAAGAAAACCGAGGGUGAAGUAUGUAACUUACUAUGAAGAUGCUGAAAGUUUGCCGGGAAAGAGAACAGCAGUUUGGGAGAUUGACAAAGCUAAUCACAGGAACAUCGUUCGAUCUCCUGUGCUAAUGCGGGAGCUUUGGCUCGAGAUGUGGCACGAUAUUCACCCCGAAAAGAAGUCCAAAUUCGUAACAAAAGCCACCCGUGGACCUCUGAGGGAUGACGAUUGCUACUGGGACUAUGGAAGGGCGAGGUGCGCGUGGUCUGCUCACUGCGAAUACAGGUAUCUCUUCGGGGAUGUUCAUCUCGGGCAGAGCUGCAGGCUAAGGAACUCCUCAACCGAAAUUCUGUCGAAAUACGUAUGAACAAUCAGAUUUGUUCCAGGUCAGUUGAACAAUUCAAAG